AAAAAUGCAUCUCGUCGAUGAUGGCAAAGGAUUUCGGUCGGAAUGGGAGGCAUUGACGACUUAUAAAUUGAUUAUCUUAUGCGGUGGAUGUUGUUGGGCACUGUUCAUCGUGUCAUUCGGGCUCUACAAUUAUUGUGCAAUUUCGAAGCCACUGCCGGCUGUCUCAUUUGAUGAUGCACUUGGUGGGGAAGAAGAAGCUCUGAUCGGAUCGAAAUCUCAGAAAUCGCAAAAGUCAACCAAACAAACUGCGAGCUCCCGUAAAUGAUUCAUUGUCAACUUGUAGUAUUUUUCCGAAUAAAUUUCGUUCUCGACU
This is a messenger RNA of Caenorhabditis elegans, 313 nucleotides long. RefSeq lists its product as uncharacterized. The record is from RefSeq and is marked reviewed. Lineage: Eukaryota; Metazoa; Nematoda; Chromadorea; Rhabditida; Rhabditidae.